Messenger RNA from Lingula anatina, 630 nucleotides. Its product is annotated as aequorin-2-like. NCBI's taxonomy places the organism in Eukaryota, Metazoa, Brachiopoda, Lingulata, Lingulida, Lingulidae. The record is from RefSeq and is a predicted model, not a curated record.
AUGUUUUCCAGCAAACUUGGAAUUGUGUUAUUCAUUGUUAUUGUCCCAACAGUGGAUUUUUUAGAUGGAGUAAAGAUUGAACAGGACAACAAGGAAACUUUUACCCAAUAUUGGGUAUCUAAACACAAAGAACAUUUUGACGCCUUGGACGUCAACCACGACGGGAAUGUAACGGAAAGGGAGCUCACUGUUGUACCAACUAACCGUGCUAAACAUGUUUUGCCAUCAUGGAGAGUUAAGGCAGUGUAUGGGGUAUUGAACAUGGCGUAUCACACAUGGUGGUCAAAUGAAUACACCGACUAUAAGACAUCCAUUUCAUUUGAUGAUUGGAUCCAAUCUUUUGGAAAAGAUAUGGUUUAUACGGGUGAUGAGGUAGACGAAUUUGCUUUGGACUUUUUUCAUAUUGUUGAGGUCGACUGCAAUGAAGAGUUAACACUUAAGGAGUACUCCAAAUUUCUUGACAUAUUUCGUAACACGGCUGACAUUCAAGUAAUUUUCCGUGCCAUUGACAUCGAUAGAAAUAACGUUAUUGAUGUAAAAGAGUUUUUAUAUGGAAUCAAAGGCUUUACCUACGAUGAAGCACCUGACUCCGCUGCAUACAUUUUCGGGUCUCGGGAUAAAGAGAGUUGA